AUGGGGAUGCAACAAAGUCCGCGAAGUGCCGGGGUCCGAAUUGCCAACAACGUUAUUUCUCCCCAUCCCCAUCUUGCUGAAUUCGAGAUUUGGUGGAGGGAUCACUACCAUUACCUCGAAGAAAAGGGUUAUAAGCUACGAAGUCGCUACAGUCCAGAUUGGGUCCCGUCUUGGACAAACACCAACAAAAUCGACAUAAACUGCGAGGAUGGAAUUUCAUCACCACACUAUCUUCUACUGGAUGCACGGCGCAUUCGAGACGGCGCUCGUGUAUCACUUAAAUGUAUUGACGUAACGCGACACCCGCAUGAGAUAGAGAUCGCUCGCUAUUUCUGUAGCUCGUCUCUCAGAGAAGAUCCAGAAAAUCAUUGCGUGCCAAUUUACGACGUUCUGGAGGUACCCAAUGCCAAACAUCUUAAGAUACUGGUCAUGCCGUUACUUCGAAAUGCUGCGGAUCCCUAUUUUGACACAGUAGGGGAAGUUGUAGACUACGUCCACCAGCUUUUCGAGGGACUGCGCUUCAUGCACAGGCAUCACGUCGCUCACAGGGACUGUAUGCAACUGAAUAUACUGAUGGACGGCAGCAUGUUCAUAGAUGCGUGGCAUCCAAGCGAACAAUUUAUGUCGGAGGACCUCAAACGCGCAGCCAGGCAUCGUACGCGCACGCAGUCGCCGCCACAAUAUUACUAUAUAGACUUUGGCAUCUCCCGCAAAUAUGAGGCAUCUAACACCGACCCAUUGGAAGACCCCAUAUUCGGUGGAGAUAAAGACGUGCCCGAAUUCAAGGAAGACAACUAUAAACCUCGGAACCCUUUCCCGACUGAUGUUUGGUAUCUUGGACAUGCUAUUCAAGAAACAUUACUCGAGCGCUACACAGGUUUGGAAUUCCUGAGCGGUCUGGUAUCCGACAUGAUGCACUCGGAUCCAGCACAACGUCCAAACAUGGACGAAAUUUUCUCUCGAUUCCAGGUUCUACGCCAGGGCUUUAGCAGCUGCAAAUUACGUUCUCGGGUGGCUCAUGAUGACGAGAGAUCUUUUUUCGAUUUACUAGUCCACUGGGCCCGUCGCACUCAGUACAUAAUCCACCUAUCAGUUGUGGUCACUGGAAAUUGGCGCCAAUCACAGGGGUAUAUGUGA
This is a messenger RNA of Suillus clintonianus, 1137 nucleotides long. RefSeq lists its product as uncharacterized. Gene Ontology annotation, biological process: protein phosphorylation. The record is from RefSeq and is a predicted model, not a curated record. Gene Ontology annotation, molecular function: protein kinase activity; ATP binding. The transcript is spliced from 7 exons. The coding region runs from base 1 to 1137 and encodes 378 amino acids. NCBI's taxonomy places the organism in Eukaryota, Fungi, Basidiomycota, Agaricomycetes, Boletales, Suillaceae.